This is a messenger RNA of Prionailurus viverrinus (fishing cat), 787 nucleotides long. RefSeq names its product nucleoredoxin like 2 (gene NXNL2). The transcript has 2 exons. The record is from RefSeq and is a predicted model, not a curated record. NCBI's taxonomy places the organism in Eukaryota, Metazoa, Chordata, Mammalia, Carnivora, Felidae. Gene Ontology annotation, biological process: sensory perception; photoreceptor cell maintenance. Bases 1 to 471 code for a protein of 156 amino acids.
AUGGUGGACGUGCUGGGCGGCCGGCGCCUGCUGACCCGGGACGGCGCGUGGGUGGAGGCCGAGGAGGAGCUGCAGAACAAGGUGGUGGCGCUGUACUUCGCCGCCGGCUGGUGCGCGCCCAGCCGCGACUUCACGCCGCUGCUCUGCCACUUCUACGCGCAGCUGGUGGCCGAGGCGCGGCCGCCCGCUCCCUUCGCGGUGGUGUUUGUGUCGGCCGACGGCAGCGCGCAGGAGAUGCUGGAUUUCAUGCGCGAGCUGCACGGCGCCUGGCUGGCGCUGCCCUUCCACGAUCCCUUCCGGCAGGAGCUGAGGACCAGGUACCACAUCACAGCCAUCCCCAGGCUGGUGAUUGUGAAACCAAGCGGGGAGGUCAUCACCGACAAAGGGCGGAAGCAGAUCCGGGAGCAGGGGCUGGCCUGCUUCCAGAGCUGGGUGGAGGCGGCCAACAUCUUUCAGAAUUUCUCCGGGUGACGCCGGGGGUCUCGGGGGCACCUGCUGCUGCAUCCUGAGCACGGGAAGGGGAGCGGCCGUUUCCUCCCCGCCCGCACUGGUACGGUUUAUGUCCCGGCAGAGAGAAACACUGCCAGGGAGGAUCCCGUAGCCUGCGGAUCCUUAUUUCUGUCACUCUUAGCAGAGCUGUCUUCACGCGAGCCUGAGUAUGCUCCCGUUGGGCUCUUGGGAAUCCAUGGAAAACACAUCUUUAUACCACUCCUCAGGUGAAAGAACACAUUUACGAAUACGUCUUCUGGAGACCUACUUCGGUUAAUGCUAAGUUCUCACGACUCAU